Messenger RNA from Ctenopharyngodon idella (grass carp), 3824 nucleotides. RefSeq lists its product as uncharacterized. The record is from RefSeq and is a predicted model, not a curated record. The transcript is spliced from 4 exons. Bases 16 to 768 code for a protein of 250 amino acids. NCBI's taxonomy places the organism in Eukaryota, Metazoa, Chordata, Actinopteri, Cypriniformes, Xenocyprididae.
AAUCAGGCGUCUCAAAUGGAGACAGAAGCCAUGGAUGUCCAACAGCAGGACGGAGGGCAGGACAGGGUCGUGACCCAGGAGAAUCCCGUCCACACAACACAACCACAGGCCACCAGCAAACCUGAAGUCACAGGUCCUGUCUCAGCUGAGACUGUUCACAACGGAAGCAACGAGUCCCUGACAGAUGGUGGCAUAACCAGUGAUGAUGCUUUACUGCUUCCGGACCAUGUACCUACAAUUUCACACAAAAUAGACAAAGUCAACGCGAAGCCCGGUCUUCCCAAUGGCUCCUCUCCUCCAGUCAUCAACGGGUCUACCAUCAUCCGUACACCGCCUGCUUCUUCAUCAGGAGGAUCGACACCUCGCGCUGCAGCACAACAGAAAUGCAACCGACAUGCAAAGUGCAAUGGACACAAACACCCUCACAGAAAACACACGCCCUCCACUUCCACGAGCCAGCAGAGCUUUAAAGGCGAUGCCUCGCAGAUACAGAGAGUAGCUGGAGAUGACUGCUGUGCUCACUGCAUACUAGCCUGUCUGUUCUGCGAGAUGCUGUCGUGUUGUUCGGCCGUGGCUCAGUGUUUGGCCUGCGGUCUGGAGUGUGACGCUCUCUGUUGUUGUGGGGAAGCAGCCACCGGGGGUCUGGCGUGCUGUGCUGAGGACACCUGCUCUGCCCUGCUGGAUUGUGGGAUACUGGAGGACUGUUGCCAGUCUUCAGACUGUCUGGAGAUCUGUUUGGAAUGCUGCUCCAUCUGUUUCCCUGCCUAAUGGGAUUCUCAACAGAAUGAUAUCAAGUGCUCAAAGGACUGUAAGUGUGGAGUAUAUAUACAGUCCUGUGAAAAAGAAAGGACAUCGUAUUGAAUUCUAUGGAUGUAUGUAUCAGGACAUAAUAAAAAAAUCAUCUGGUUGUUAGCAGGUCUUAAAAUGAGGUAAAUACAACCUCAGAUGAACAACAACACAUGACAUAUUACACUGUCAUUAUUUAUUUAAAAAAAAAAUAAUAGGUCAAAAUGGUAAAGCCAUGGGUGAUAAACUAAGUACACCCUUACUGUUUCCAUAGGAAUUAAGAGGGUAAGCCACAGUCAGGUGCUGCUAAUCAAAUGCCUUUUAUUAAUUGAUCAUCAGUAAGUGUGAAAACCUCUAUAAAAGCAGAAGUUUUGUCAGUUUUCUGGUCUGGAGCGUUCAGGUGUGUGUUAACACAAUGCCAAGUAGGAAAGACAUCAGCAAUGAUCUUAGAGAAGCAAUUGUUGCUGCCAUCAAUCUGGGAAGAGUUAUACGGCCAUUUCCAAACAAUCUGAAGUCAAUCAUUCUACAGUGAGGAAGAUUAUUCACAAGUGGAAAACAUUCAAGACAGUUGCCAAUCUUCCCAGGAGUGGACGUCCCAGCAAAUUCACCCAAAGGUCAGACCGUGCAAUGCUCAGAGAAACUGCAAAAAACCCAAGAGCUACAUCUCAGACUCUACAGGCCUCAGAUAACAUGAUAAAUGUUAAAGUUCAUGAUUGUACAAUUAGAAAAAGACUGGACAAGUAUGGCAUGUUUGGAAGGGUUGCCAGGAGAAAGCUUCUUCUCUCUAAAAAGAACAUUUUCAAAGUUGCAUCUGAACAAACCAAAAGACUUCUGAAACAAUGUCCUUUCGACAGACGAGAUCAAACUGGAGAUGUUUGGCCAUGAUGCACAGCACCAAGUUAGGCGAAAACUAAACUCAGCAUAUCAGCACAAACACCUCAUAUCAACUGUCCACCACGCUGGUGGAGAGGUGAUGAUUUUGUGCUUGUUUUGCGCCCACUGGGCAACUUGCAGUCAAUGAGUUGACCAUAAACUCCUCUGUACACCAAAGUGUUCUAGAGUCAAAUGUGAGGCAAUCUGUCUGAAAAUUGGGUCAUGCAACAGGACAAUGAUCCCAAGCACACCAGCAAAUCUACAAUAGAAUAGCUGAAAAAGAAAAGAAUCGAGAUGUUGCAAUGACCCAGUCACAGUCCAGACCUCAAACCGAUUGAAAUGCUGUGGCCAGACCUUAAGAGAGCUGUGCAUAAACAGAUGCCCACAAACCUCAAAGAAAUGAAGCAAUGUUGUAAAGAAGAGUGGGCCAAAAUUCAUCCAGAAUUAUUUGAGAGACUGAUAAAGUCAUACAGAAAAUGAUUCCUUCAACUUGUUGCUGCUAAAAGUGGAUCUACAAGCAGUUAAAUCAUAGGGUGUACUUAGUUUGUCACACAUGGCGUUUCCAUUUUGGCUUUAUUAUUGUUAAAUAAAUAAUGACAGUGUAAUAUGUCAUUUGUUGUUGUUUAUCUGAGGUUGUAUUUACCUAAUUUUAAGACCUGCUAACGACCAAAUGAUUUUAAUUAUAUUCUGAUACGUAAAAUCAUAAAAAUUCUAAAGGGUGUCCUUUCUUUUUCACAUGACUGUAUGUUAUCGUUAUCCCGCGUUUUGUAUUUAUUUAGUAUGAAGAGUGAAUUUAUUGCGUUGAUCAAAGUUGGACUGUUCUGUACGAGCCUAUUUUCUGAUUCUGACAGGCCUUAAAUCUUUUUGUAUGUUAAAAUACACACAAAAUCCAUGUUUGAAUGUGAAACGUUGCUUUGUUUACUGGAGCAUCACAACACAGCAUUGGCUCAACCAGUGGCUUUAGUUUGGGAAAACCUGUUUAAAAACAAUCAUUAUUGCCAUUCUGUUUGGUGCCACUAGAGGCACAGAAAUUGCACUCUUCUUCUUUAACAGUGUAGCAAGUCAUUUACAAGAGCAAAAUUUUACAGUAUUUUGGAAACACUUGUCACUUACACUAUCGUUCAAAAGUGUGGGGUCGGUUAGCUUGAAGCUAAAUGUUGUUGUAAUAAAUCUCUUAUGCUCACCAAGGCUGCAUUUAUUCACUUUUGAUCAAUUUGAUGUAUCCCUGCCGAAUGAAAAUAAUUUAUUGUUAAAAAAAAAAUCUUACUAACCCCAAACUUUUGAACAGUAGUCUACAUAUUUGUUACGUAUACAAAGAGGUUUAUCCAUAUAAGGUAAAUAGUAUUCCGCUGGUCAUGUGAUCACAACAUUGCAGCCACUAUGAGAGCAUACCACCUUUAUGUAGAAUAAUAUAUUUUGCACUUUUAAGAACUUCAUUUUAAAAGUUUUCCUCCAGUAAACUUAAAGAUGUGUCAUACUCUUCUACUUAAGUAAGGUUAGAAAUGUGCCUGUGGUAAAAAUACUUUUGCCACCCUUGCGAGUGUUUCAUACCACAUAUGCGACCUGCAUGAAGCAAGAAACACCAUACUGCAUUAAACAUCUUCAUCAACUGUGAUUUUAUACAACAGAAAAAAAGUAAUUUGCUUUUAAAGAAACAUUUGUUGUAAUAAUUAGUUCCUUUAACACUCUCUGUUUUGAAGUCUAACAGUUUUGAUUGACAGCUGAGAAUGAGGCGUAAGGAUCUUUGUUCUCUGUCCGUUCUCAGCACUCUUAUCUAAAGUGUGUGCGGCAGGAAGCCUGGGCGAUGCAAAAAUAACCAGUCAGGAUGACUAUAAAGCGCUCGCAUAUUCCUCUGGGCAUGUUGAAUUUCACAGGCUUUCUCCAGAUGACUCUGCCCAGUGUUUAGACAGUGGGCACCGCUCGAGAGAGAGCGCUGAUGUUGAAUCUGGCAGAGGGACAGAGAUCUGUGUGUCCAACAAAAGCUACUGAAGCUCUACUGAGAUGACCUCCAUCCCUCCCUGCAUCCCGCUGUGGGUGAACACUUUAAAAACAUGAGCUGAAACGCCUUCAUAUCUGCCCUAUAUCACUGACUUAUUGAUUAUACAAGUCAGCAAAUGUAUUAUUUGAAAAUGUGUUUUAGAACAAAUAAAAAUGUUCAACCACAA